This is a messenger RNA of Arabidopsis thaliana (thale cress), 1446 nucleotides long. Its product is annotated as Nucleotide-sugar transporter family protein. Gene Ontology annotation, biological process: UDP-galactose transmembrane transport. NCBI's taxonomy places the organism in Eukaryota, Viridiplantae, Streptophyta, Magnoliopsida, Brassicales, Brassicaceae. Bases 200 to 1207 code for a protein of 335 amino acids. The transcript has 6 exons. The record is from RefSeq and is marked reviewed. Gene Ontology annotation, cellular component: Golgi membrane.
UUCUAAAAAAAACUGAAAUAAUUACUACUUAAGUACGAGUCUCUGGCUUCACUCUCUCAGAUCACUCACUGAUCCAAUUCAAAAACUUCACCACCGAGCAAUCUCGCCGGAAACAGAGCCUCUCUUCUUCACCGCCGUAUUUUCUUCUUCUCCAGAAAUGUGGGAUUGAAGAAGUUGACGAAGAAGACGAAGUUUAACAAUGGCUCCAGUGAAAAAAUCAGAUAAGAAAGCAACAUUAGAUGCUGCUGCUUGGAUGUUCAAUGUUGUUACUUCUGUUGGUAUCAUCAUUGUUAAUAAAGCUUUAAUGGCUACUUAUGGCUUUAGCUUUGCUACAACGUUAACCGGUUUACAUUUCGCCACUACGACGUUGAUGACGCUUGUUUUAAGAUGUUUAGGAUAUAUACAACCUUCUCAUCUUCCAUUUACAGAGCUUCUUAAGUUUAUUCUGUUUGCUAAUUUUUCGAUUGUUGGAAUGAAUGUUAGUCUUAUGUGGAACUCUGUUGGGUUUUAUCAGAUUGCAAAGCUUAGCAUGAUUCCUGUAUCAUGCUUGUUGGAAGUAGUAUUUGAUAAGAUUCGUUACUCAAGAGAUACAAAACUUAGCAUUGGACUUGUUCUUGUUGGUGUUGGUGUUUGUACUGUUACUGAUGUUAGUGUUAACACCAAAGGUUUUGUUGCUGCUUUUGUUGCUGUGUGGAGUACUGCUUUGCAACAAUACUAUGUACAUUAUCUACAGCGAAAGUACUCGCUUAGCUCAUUCAACCUACUGGGUCAUACUGCUCCAGCUCAGGCUGCAACGUUAUUGAUAGUCGGUCCAUUUCUCGACUAUUGGUUGACAGACAAACGGGUAGACAUGUAUGAUUACAACUCUGUCUCUGUGAUGUUUAUAACCCUCUCGUGCACAAUAGCAAUCGGGACAAACCUGAGCCAGUUCAUCUGCAUCGGGAGAUUCACAGCAGUGUCAUUCCAAGUCCUGGGCCAUAUGAAGACGAUCUUGGUGCUUGUAAUGGGCUUCUUCUUCUUUGACAGAGAUGGUCUAAACCUGCAUGUGAUUCUUGGCAUGAUCAUUGCAGUACUCGGGAUGAUCUGGUACGGUAAUGCCUCGUCCAAGCCAGGCGGCAAGGAGAAGAAGAAUUAUUCUCUUCCAACGACCCGACAACAGAAACUUGGGGCUACUUCAGAUUCUGAUGAACAUCGAGAUAAAGCGUAGCAAGUAAGUGAUCAGAAAGAUCAGUUUCACACAUAGCUUUUCACAUCACACAUCGCUCAGUUUGAGAUAUUCUUUUGUAGCUGAAUUUUGUAUUCUUAUAGAAUCAAUUUUUUGCCUUGGUACCAAACGAUUUACUCUUGCGUGAAGAACUAAGUUACAUCACAUUCUUUACACUUUUCCGUCAAUGUUCCGAUGUUUGUAUAUUUCGAUUUUUAAGCAUUGUUGAAUUGCCUUAGACA